AUAGCCGAUAACUACUGGUAGGACUUCUCGCAUUAGAUAAUACUAGUACUCCCUUUAGGCGUGCUGGCGAUUUUUGAUAAUACGCUCUUUCAUAUUCACAGUAUCUUGAUUUUCGAAGGCGAAGACUGACUUGUUUUCGGAGGUAUCAAACCAUGUCGUCGCAACAAGUAACCCCAUUUCCGCACGGCGUGUUCAUGCCGAAUGGUCUCAAAACCGACAAACCUCUCGAGGCCAACGACCCAACGAUGGGCUACAAGCUCAACCACUUUAUGCUAAGGAUUCGUGACCCGAAGAAGUCAAUGCAUUUCUACUUGGAUCUCAUGGGCAUGCGCACCGUCUUCAACAUGAAUGUUGGCCCCUUCACGAUAUACUAUUUGGGCUAUCCGCAGACGGACGAGCACCGUGCAAAUCCGGAGCAAUUUGGUGGUGAGACGGCCAUGAAGCUACAGCACACGUUGGGACUGCUGGAAUUGUAUCAUGUCCAUGGCUCCGAGAAGCAAGACGAGGGGUAUUACCAGACUGGCAAUACGCCGCCGAAUCUGGGGUUCGGGCAUUUGGGGUUCACGGUGCCGAAUGUCCCUGAGGCGCUGGAACGGUUGAAGAAGGCUGGGGUGGAGGUGGUCAAGGAUUUAGGGGUUUGUACGAGGGAGAGUAUUCCGAUUAGUGAGUGGGAGAAUGAACGGGGUGUUGGGGUGGAGGUUAAGGGGACGGAGAGUGAGAUUCAUAAGGAGUAUGCUAAGGUCUUUGAGAAGAUUGCUUUUGUCAGGGAUCCGGAUGGGUAUAUCGUUGAGUUGGUGCCACAGAACAUGGAUCCGCUGGCACCUUGAGGAUAGUGGACUGUGGGCGUGCAUGCUCCGGGAUGUACAGUAGACGGGCACUAUAUUCGACACAUUACUCGGCAAACAAGAAUAUGGCUAAGUACCAGCCCUGCCACCCACAUUAUUAGCAAGUACUUAUACUUCGAUAUCUACUCGUAGUACUUACUAUUCUAUUUAAUCCUUAGUAUCAUAAAACUUAUUUAUUAUUUACCAUAUUCGACGUUAUUUCAAUAAUUAGUGUACCUCUCUAUGCUAUCUCGAGUAUGUUCAGU
Molecule: messenger RNA, 1090 nt
Organism: Exophiala viscosa
Lineage: Eukaryota; Fungi; Ascomycota; Eurotiomycetes; Chaetothyriales; Herpotrichiellaceae
Product: lactoylglutathione lyase
Exons: 3
Coding region: 153-827 (224 amino acids)
Source: RefSeq, a predicted model, not a curated record